AAAUAGUAAUUUCAGUUCAGCUGCAGUUCUAAACUAGUAAAGUCGGCUCGCUUUCAGUUGUAUCCCCACCAUAUAGAUAUGCCCAAGUUCGUUCUGAAAAAAAUACUCGUAACGCUCGCCUCGAUUACGGGAAUUGGAAAGCCGAGUGUUGUUCACAUUCUGAUCGUGGUAUUUCUGGAAUAUUUCGCCUGGGGACUGCUGACUAUGCCCAUGAUAGCCACUCUAAAGGAGACCUUCCCGGAUCACACAUUCCUGAUGAACGGUUUGGUCAUGGGUGUCAAGGGAAUACUCUCUUUUUUGUCAGCCCCUCUGAUCGGGGCUUUAUCGGAUAUCUACGGACGAAAGUUGCUGCUGCUGAUAACAGUGAUCUUCACUUGCCUACCGAUCCCCAUGAUGACGAUCGAUAACUUUUGGUUUUUUGUGAUCAGUUCGAUUAGUGGCGUUUUGGGUGUAAGCUUCUCUGUUGCUUUUGCCUAUGUGGCCGAUGUUACAACAAAGGAAGAGCGCUCCAGAUCUUAUGGCCUGAUAUCGGCCACCUUUGCCGCCAGUUUGGUGAUCGCACCCGCUUUGGGUAAUCUCAUAAUGGAUCUUUAUGGAAUUAACACUGUUGUACUUAUAGCUACUCUGGUCUCCACAACAAAUGUGAUCUUUGUGCUGCUAGCAGUUCCCGAAAGCUUGCCCAGAAAAAUCAGAUCCACUGGGUUGAGCUGGAAACAAGCAGAUCCGUUUCUGGGCAUACUACGAGUAAGCUCCGAUCCCAAUAUCCUGAUAUUGUGCAUCGUGGUAUUCAUGUUCCUGCUCCCCGAAGCAGGGGAAUAUUCCAGUUUACCGGCAUACCUUAAACUGACAAUGGGAUUUGAUUUUGUAGAGCUCUCUACUUUGGUGGCUUUUAUGGCCUUGUUAAGCAUAACCGUAAACGUUACUUUGGGAGCUAUAGUAAGAACUAUAGGCGCCAAGAAAGCGAUAAUAUUGGGUCUGGCUCUGGAGUUGCUACAAUUAACCCUUUAUGCCGUUGGAGUCGAAAAGUGGCAAAUGUGGCUGGCUGGAAAUGUGGCCGCCCUGAGUUCCAUCACAUUUCCGGCCGUAAGUGCCUACGUUUCCCUUUAUACGGAUGGUGAAAGUCAGGGAGCAGUUCAGGGAAUGAUCGCGGGAAUGUCUGGAUUAUGCAAUGGACUUGGACCCGCCCUAUUUGGUAUCCUAUUUUACAUUUGCGACAUGGACUUGAGCGAGGAUCGAGUUUCAUUGGGGAGUAUAAGGAAAGAACGCACUGUUGCCGGUCCCUUUAUGUUUGGAGCAAUCUAUGUGUUUAUUGGCAUGCUGUUGAUCUCGUAUAUCCCAGAUGAAAAGGACUCUAGGGGUAGAAAAGAGGAAUUCUCCGCCUUGAAGUAUACCAUUGAAAUGGAUGACGAAAUGCAGGGAUCCUAAUUGAAAGAAUCCGCUGAUCAAGGGAUAAAUCCAUUAUU
Molecule: messenger RNA, 1463 nt
Organism: Drosophila subpulchrella
Lineage: Eukaryota; Metazoa; Arthropoda; Insecta; Diptera; Drosophilidae
Product: hippocampus abundant transcript 1 protein
Exons: 1
Coding region: 79-1425 (448 amino acids)
Biological process (GO): transmembrane transport
Cellular component (GO): membrane
Molecular function (GO): transmembrane transporter activity
Source: RefSeq, a predicted model, not a curated record